CUGGCCGGGGCUCCGGCAGGACUUCAUGGAUCGGCCCGGCAUUUUUCUCUCCUGCGCCUGUUUCGCUCCUCCAACCUUCUUUUCCGAUCGGUGCACAGAGUCCGGAGCGGGCAUGGGUCGCCGGAAAACUGCCAUUGACCUCCGCCACCGCGACAUGACAAGCUUCCAGCCCGCGCGCAUCACCAAGUAACGAAAAAAAAAAAGACACUCGAGCUUUGCGACAGCGCGGCCAAAAGCGACCUUGAUCACCAUGGUUUCGGGAGCAGCAGCUGCGGCCAUGCGCCGCGCCGUGCUGCUCCCACAGCGCGCCGUCGGCGUGGGCGGAGUCGCCGGCCUCGGCUUCGCAAUCGCGCCAGCAGCCGCCGUGGCGGCCCCGGCCCCUCUCUUCCCCUCGCGACAGACAGCUCGCCCGUUCUUUUCUUCCGUCGCCACGACCUGGAAGACCUCUACGACCCCUCGCCCGUCAGUAUCCGGCCCGGCGACCGGCAUCUCCCACCCCAACCCCCGUGUUCCUCGCCAGUUGCUGGGACAGCCACGCUGGGAGUCACCCGUCAACGCGCUCCGGCGCCUCUCAACGAUGCAGCCCGCGCGCCAGCAAAAUAAGGACGAUGCGAAGGCUUUGACCACCACCAACAACAACGACAACAACAAGGAGGUGCCCACCGUGCUGGAACCUAAGGAGGAGGAGAUAGACCAGCACUUCAAGGCGCACGGCUUCCAGCGCAGCGAGAAAGCCGCCAAGGCUGCCCACAUCAACAUGAGUGCCCGACUCUCCAAGGAAGGCGUCGGCGUCAAGGGGAAGCCCGGGCUGGCCGAAGUCUGGCGGCUCAUCAAGAUCGCGCGCCCCGAGGUCGGGUGGCUCGCCGCCGCGUUCCUCCUGCUGCUCAUCUCGUCGGCCGUCACCAUGUCGAUUCCCUUCUCCGUCGGCAGAAUCAUGGAUCUUUCCACCAAGGGCCCCGUGGACGAGGUCCAGAUCUUCGGCCUCACCCUGCGCCAGUUCUUCUACGGUCUCGGUGCGGUGCUUACUCUCGGUGCCACGGCCAACUUUGGCCGCAUCAUCCUGCUCCGGAUCGUCGGCGAGCGCGUCGUCGCCCGGCUGCGGAGCCAGCUGUACCGCCGCACGUACGUGCAGGACGCCGAGUUCUUCGACGCCAACCGAGUCGGCGACCUGAUCUCGAGGCUGAGCUCCGACACCGUCAUCGUCGGCAAGAGCAUCACGCAAAACAUGUCGGACGGCCUGCGCGCGCUCGUCAGCGGCGCCGCCGGGUUCGUCAUGAUGACCUGGAUGAGCCCCAAGCUGACGUCCAUCAUCUUAGUCAUGGUCCCGCCCAUCGCCAUCGGCGCCGUGCUGUACGGGCGCAGCAUCCGCAACCUGAGCCGGCUGAUCCAGAAGAACCUGGGCACCAUGGUGAAGAUCGCUGAAGAGCGUCUGGGCAACGUCAAGACGAGCCAGGCUUUUGCCGGCGAGGUUCAGGAGAUCAGCCGGUACAACAAGCAAGUCAGAAAAAUCUUUGCACUCGGACGGAAAGAGUCACUCAUCUCGGGCGCCUUCUUUGCCUCGACCAGCUGGGCAGGCAACAUGACCAUCCUCGCCAUGCUCAUCGUCGGCGGCAACCUCGUCCGCACGGGCGCCAUGUCGCUCGGAGAUCUGACCUCGUUCAUGAUGUACACGGCCUUCGCAGGGUCCAGCCUUUUCGGCCUGAGCGGCUUCUAUUCGGAGCUGAUGAAAGGUGUCGGCGCCGCCAGCCGUCUAUUCGAGCUUCAGGACCGCAAGCCGUCCAUCCACCAGACCGUGGGCAUGAAGGUCGCCUCGGCCCACGGCCCCAUCAAGUUCAACAACGUCACGUUCGCGUACCCGACGCGCCCCGCGGUGACCAUCUUUAACGGGCUCGACUUCGAGAUCCCCGCCGGCAGCAACGUCUGCAUCGUCGGGCCCUCGGGCGGCGGCAAGUCCACCGUGGCGUCGCUCCUCCUGCGCUUCUACAACCCGACCUCGGGCUCCAUCACCAUCAACGGCGUGGACAUCUCCAAGAUGAACGUCAAGUCCCUCCGGCGGCGCAUCGGCAUGGUGGCGCAGGAGCCGGUGCUCUUCUCGGGCACGAUCGCGGAGAACAUCGCGUACGGCAAGCCGGACGCGACGCGGGCCGAGAUCAUCGCGGCGGCCAAGAAGGCCAACUGCGGCUUCAUCAGCGACUUCCCCGAGGGGCUGGAGACGCAGGUCGGGGCGCGGGGCGCGCAGCUGUCGGGCGGGCAGAAGCAGCGCAUCGCGAUCGCGCGGGCGCUGCUCAAGGACCCGGACAUCCUGCUGCUGGACGAGGCCACGUCGGCGCUCGACGCCGAGUCCGAGACGCUCGUCAACGAGGCCCUCGCCGCCCUGCUCCGCGGCCGCAGCACCACCAUCUCCAUCGCCCACCGCCUCUCCACCAUCAAGCGCUCCGACCGCAUCAUCGUGCUCUCGAGCGAGGGCACCGUCGCCGAGACGGGCAGCUACGCCGAGCUGAGCGCCGACAAGGAGAGCGCCUUCAGCCGCCUGAUGGAGUGGCAGAUGAGCGGCGGGGAGGUCCCGCCCGAGAAGAGGCCGCCCAAGAAGAGCGGCGGGCCGAUCUCCGAGGCGGAGGAGAUCGAGGAGGAGUUGGCGGAGGAGGCGGAGGAGGAGGAGCAUGACGAUCUGGAGGACGGCGGGGGAAGAAAGGAGGACGGUAAGCGGCCCUGAGCCGCCCCGCGGCCUCCCCUCUCCUCUCCCUUCGCGAUGUUUUUUUUUUUUUUUUUUUUUUUUUUUUUUUUUUUUUUUUUUUUUCUUUCCUUUUCUUUUUUAUU
This is a messenger RNA of Thermothielavioides terrestris NRRL 8126, 2817 nucleotides long. RefSeq lists its product as uncharacterized. The coding region runs from base 278 to 2713 and encodes 811 amino acids. Gene Ontology annotation, cellular component: membrane. The transcript has a single exon. Gene Ontology annotation, molecular function: ATP binding; ATP hydrolysis activity; ABC-type oligopeptide transporter activity. The record is from RefSeq and is a predicted model, not a curated record. NCBI's taxonomy places the organism in Eukaryota, Fungi, Ascomycota, Sordariomycetes, Sordariales, Chaetomiaceae. Gene Ontology annotation, biological process: transmembrane transport.